Messenger RNA from Tarenaya hassleriana, 955 nucleotides. RefSeq names its product rubredoxin. Bases 157 to 777 code for a protein of 206 amino acids. Gene Ontology annotation, cellular component: chloroplast. The transcript has a single exon. Lineage: Eukaryota; Viridiplantae; Streptophyta; Magnoliopsida; Brassicales; Cleomaceae. Gene Ontology annotation, biological process: alkane catabolic process. The record is from RefSeq and is a predicted model, not a curated record. Gene Ontology annotation, molecular function: iron ion binding; electron transfer activity.
GAAACAGCGUAUGCCUCUCUCUUCUCCGAUUGAUCCUUCUUCCUCUACCAGAAAAUCUUCAUCACUCAACUCUUAGAAGAACCCCCCAAAAAAAAAUCAUGGAGAUUUAGGAAAAAAGAAGGGAAAGAUUCAGUCUCCAGAACCCUAAAAAAAAGAAUGGCAAGUGCAACCGCAAAACCCACCUUCUCUUUCCACCGGCUUUCUCAAACUCUUUCUCGUUCUUCUCCUUCCCCUAAACCUCCAUUGUUGCUGAGACCAGCGAAGAGAGAGCUCCACCAGCUCUCGAUCACGUUCUCGCAGCACAAUUACCGUUUUUCUCCUCCCCGCUCCAUCGACGUCUCCCAAGAAGACAACCCUUCUCCUCCCCAGUCUUCGGAUCAACCGGAAGGUGGUUUACUUCCGGAGCAAGAAAUAGAAACUCCGGACGAAUCUUCGAUCGACAGCAGAAGAUUAGAGGAGAAGUUCGCGGUGCUGAACACCGGGAUCUACGAGUGUAGAUCAUGCGGGUACAAGUACGAUGAGUCCGUAGGCGACCCGUCGUAUCCGAUUCCUCCAGGUUUCCAAUUCGAGAAGUUGCCUGACGAUUGGAGAUGCCCAACUUGUGGAGCCGCGAAGAGUUUCUUUCAGAGCAAAAUGGUUGAGAUUGCAGGGUUUGCUCAGAACCAGCAAUAUGGGUUUGGUGGAAAUACGCUUACUUCCGGGCAAAAGGCUGGUUUGAUCUAUGGGACUUUGCUCUUGUUCUUCAUGUUGUUCUUGAGUGGUUACUUCCUCCAAUAAUUGCCCACAAGUAAAAAUGAGUGAAAUGUGUCUGUCUAUUCAUGGUAAAUGUGUCUGUUUAUGGUAAGAGAACAGAUUAUACGGUCUUCAGCUUUUCCACUGCUUCCACUUUGAGUUUCUGUCUAGGGAAAGUGAAUUUCUAGUGGAUUGUGAUUCAAUAUGUGGUGGCUUUCUUGUU